This is a messenger RNA of Argentina anserina (silverweed cinquefoil), 828 nucleotides long. RefSeq names its product zinc finger BED domain-containing protein DAYSLEEPER-like. Lineage: Eukaryota; Viridiplantae; Streptophyta; Magnoliopsida; Rosales; Rosaceae. The transcript has 3 exons. Gene Ontology annotation, molecular function: protein dimerization activity. Bases 1 to 828 code for a protein of 275 amino acids. The record is from RefSeq and is a predicted model, not a curated record.
AUGACCUGGAACAAAAAGAAGAUAUUGUUGGAAGUGCACAAGUAUCUAGUUCAAGUUCAAGAAAAGAGUGAAAGAGAAAAUCUCGUUGUUUGCUAUUCUUCACAAGAUUGGAUGUGGGUGCGGAUGGAGAACAACAUGCAGUGUGCAAUAAGUGUGGAGUCGACUAUAAGUGUGAUCCUCUUACGGGGACUACUAGUAUGUUACGUCAUCAUGACAUUUGUUACACUUCAGAUAAUGUGGCUUCUCCUCGCUCUGCUACACUAUAAAUUGGAUUUUGUACAGUGGGCCUACAAGAAGCUUUAUGGCGAAGAGUCUGAGGAAUUUAAGGAAUUCAAGGACACAUUAGUUUUCCUAUUUGAUGUAUAUAUGGAGAGGUGGUCUAAUCUCGAUGAUACUUUAAGGAGUGAGAGUUGCUCUCAAACUGAAGAUGAAGAGAAUGAUUUUGAUGCCUCUUACAAGAAUCGGUCAAGUUCGAGUAUGAAAACUGAACUUGACAAGUAUCUUGAUGAUGAAAGGUUGGAUAGAAGAAUGGAGUUAGAUGUUCUUUCUUGGUGGAGGAUGGAGCAAUUUCGGUAUCCCAUACUUUUCCGCUUAGCUAGUGAUGUGCUCACGAUUCUUGUGUCUACUGUUGCAUCUGAAUCUGCAUUCAGUAUUGCCGGUAGAGUACUGGAUCAAUAUCGUAGCUUAUUAUUGCCUGAAACCGUCCAAGCCUUGCUAUGUACUAGAGAUUGGUUGUUUGGUAAGAAAGAUGGAGACCAAGUUGAUGCAGAUGAACUCACUGAAGAUGUGUUGGACUUAACAAUGGACCAACAAAGCCAAACGAAUUGA